Messenger RNA from Parasteatoda tepidariorum (common house spider), 1248 nucleotides. RefSeq names its product sn-1-specific diacylglycerol lipase ABHD11. NCBI's taxonomy places the organism in Eukaryota, Metazoa, Arthropoda, Arachnida, Araneae, Theridiidae. The record is from RefSeq and is a predicted model, not a curated record.
UCAAUAAAUUAAUGACUCCAACUUCAGUUAAGAAACGUCAUCUUUGGAAUGCCUUCUUUGGUAUAAAAGUCGUGGGUAAAACGUUUGUCAAAUUACAGUAAGUUUUUAUUUAUUUUUAAACAUAGUGGAAGCUUUCAAUUUGGAAGAAUGGCUAGAAGCGUAAGUUUUCAUCACAUAGAAACGACAUUUGUUAAUCCAGCUGGAGGAAUAAAAGACAAUAAAAAUCCAGUAAUUUUUCUGCAUGCUAUGCUGUGCUCUAAGGAAAUUUGGACAAACAUACCUCAAGCGGUAGCUAAUUACACCGGAAGAAGGGUUUAUACUUACGAUGCCAGAAACCAUGGUGCCAGUUCUCACACAGAUGAGUCAAAUUUCAAAUUCAACGUUGAUGAUCUUUUCUGGGUUAUGGAUAAAAUUAAAAAAGACUUUAAAACAAGCGAGAAAGAAAUUCCAGAACAAUUUGUUCUAGUGGGCCAUGAUAUGGGCGGAAUGACUGCCAUUAGUGCUGCUUUGAAGGAGCCCAAUAGCUUCGAAAAGGUGAUCAUUGUAGAAAUGUAUGCCAAAAGAGUGCCAGAUUAUCUCAUUGACCGUGUUAAAGACUUCGUAACAGAAUGGACUAAAUGCGUUCGAGAACUUCCCAAAGAAACUCCAGAAGAGGAUGUGACUAGAAUAAGUGUCGAGAAUCUCUACAAAAAUCUGCAGUUUCAAGAAAAUAACGAAAAGGAGUCCUACAAGCAAGGAAAAUUUAGUUAUAAGAAGACAGAAAAUGGAUGGGAGCCACAAUACAACACUCCAGCUCUAGUUAAGGCUCUCGACGAACUUAAGAAGGAGCCCGAAGAUUACAUUGGAACAUACAAUGGACUUGCUUCUUUCCUCUAUGGCACUGCAUCUCAUUAUAGAAUAAAUGCAGAGGAGAGAUCUCUGAAGGAGCAUUUUCCAAAUGCAGAGCUACAACCGCUCCCUGAAGCUUCUCAUUUCUCUGUUGCAGACAAGCCCACUCAACUGGCUGAGAAGAUUAGCAAGAGUAUCAAUAUGAUUUGUAUUUCUGAACGGAUUAUAUGAAAGCUGUAUAUUCUAUGUAAAGUAUUUUUAUACGAAUUGUUUGUUUACUAAGCAAAGCUGUGAAGAUUUGGAUUAUAUUUUUCCAGUAAACUCGUGUAGUCCUAAAUUUCGAACAUUCCAGCACACUUUUAUACUAUGUAGUUUGAAUUUAAUAUGUACAUUAACUUAAUAAACAGUAUUUUGCAUCUU